GCGCCGACUUCAAAGCACGGAUCCGGCCAUCCACAAUCUCUUGCUCUCACUCUACGUGAAACAGGACGAUGAGAGCGCACUGCUAAGGUUUCUUGGUUCAACAAGUGCGAUGGGGGCGAGCCGACCUGGGUCUCCGGAUACUCUGUACGAUCCAAAGUAUGCCCUUCGCAUCUGCCUUGAGCACAAGCGAAUGCGGGCCUGCAUCUUUCUCUACAGCUUGAUGGGCAUGCACGAGGAGGCGGUUGCCCUUGCUCUAGAGGUAGACCUUGAGCUUGCAAAAGCGGAAGCUGAUAAAGUCGAAGAGGAUGAUGCUUUGAGGAAGAAGCUAUGGCUGCGUAUUGCGAGGAGAGUCAUUGAGGAUGAGCGAGAGAGAGGAAAAGAAGGAGAAGGAGAGAACAUAAGGAAAGCAAUUGCCUUCUUAAGGGAGACGGAUGGACUGCUGAAGAUUGACGACAUUCUCCCAUUCUUUCCCGACUUUGCACUCAUUGAUGACUUCAAGGAGGCCAUAUGUACAUCGCUGGAGGAUUACAGCCGUCAGAUUGAGGAACUGAAGCAAGAGAUGAAUGAGGCAACGCGUGGUGCCGAUAACAUUCGCCGGGAUAUCGCUGCCUUGUCCAAACGUUACGCCUUUGUCUCGAAGGACGAGCGUUGUGAGGUAUGCAGUAAGCCCCUUCUUGCUCCAGGGCCAUCGCGGGGAGUUGAACGAGCAGGAACACCGACAACUGCAGCUGGGCCUUCAGUCCAGGGACAAGCACGCAGUAGUCCUUCUCGAGAAGGAGGAGCCUCUUCAAGUGUUGUGCCUUUCUACGUCUUCCCUUGUCAGCAUUCCUUCCAUUCAAGCUGCCUAACUGAUUAUGUGCUGAAGAACACGGACCAAGCUGAGAGAGUGAGGAUUACUGAGCUGAAGAGGCAAUUGGCAAGGCUUGAAGAGAAUGUGCAGGCAUCUGCCGGAAGGUCAACCACACCAGGGCCAAGCAGAACUGCAGAUGUGGAUGAGGUGCUGCUCCCCAUCGACAAGGGAGGAGUAGGGCAUGGUUUGAGAGAAGCACACAGGAACCAGUUGACAAAGGAAGAGAUCAUUUUUGAAGGGAGGGAGUGGUGUGGUGUGGGAAGGGAGACAGGAGAGAAGGAGGGAGAUGUGUGAGGAGGGAAGGACAAAGGAGAGGGUUGUGAGGGGAGAGGGUUGUGAGGGGAGAGGGUUGUGAGGGGAGAGAGACAGGAGCGAUCCUGAGCGAUCAUGUCUCUCUCCACAGCCAGGGUAGGGCAAGGGAGGGAGUUGUGGCGGGGGCGAGACAGGAGCGAACCUUGAAUGGCUUAGGGUGAGCUUAGCAGCCAUUGAUGCUGUCAAUCAACGUGGAGAGGGCCAGCAAGCUAGCUAGAGAGAGAGAGAGAGAGAGAGAGAGAGAGAGAGAGAGAGCUGCAGAGGCUCCUUUAGAGGCCUGUGUUUUAUACACAGUGUUUGUGGCUUUGCAUUAUUGUGUCUUUUUUCUUUUUCCCUAAGCAAUGCAUUGGUAAAUACACACACACAGAGAGAGAGAGAGAGAGAGAGAGAGAGAGAGAGAGAGAGAGAGAGAGAGAGAGAGAGAGAGAGAGAGAGCUGUAGAGGCUUCUUUAGGGGCUCGUGUCAGUAGUAUACACAUUGUUUGUAGUUUCGCAUUAUUGGUCUUUUUUCCUUUUUCCCUAAGCCAAGCGUUGGUACAUAGAGACCCUUCUAUACAGUCUGUAUGCCUGUACGUUUGUACCGAAAUAGCCAGUGUACAUUUAUGUGUAGAGUUUAUAUAACUUUAUAGUAAAUCCUAAACCAUAUG
Messenger RNA from Chara braunii, 1808 nucleotides. The record is from the annotation of a GenBank genome assembly. Lineage: Eukaryota; Viridiplantae; Streptophyta; Charophyceae; Charales; Characeae.